Messenger RNA from Bufo gargarizans (Asiatic toad), 608 nucleotides. It is a transcript of the gene S100A13, whose product is annotated as S100 calcium binding protein A13. Gene Ontology annotation, biological process: positive regulation of canonical NF-kappaB signal transduction; positive regulation of cell population proliferation. Gene Ontology annotation, molecular function: RAGE receptor binding. Lineage: Eukaryota; Metazoa; Chordata; Amphibia; Anura; Bufonidae. The record is from RefSeq and is a predicted model, not a curated record. Bases 16 to 492 code for a protein of 158 amino acids. The transcript is spliced from 3 exons. Gene Ontology annotation, cellular component: perinuclear region of cytoplasm.
GUGUGAAGUCAUGUGAUGCUUGCCACUUCACAUGACCCCUCUGGCUCCCUAUUUAAACAGGUUCCACCUGCGACUUUGUCUUUCUUGGCGUACUUACCUCCUGCUGAAUUCCUGACGAUCCUCUUCCUGCUCCUUGUGUACUUUGCUGCUCUCCUGGUAUUCUUACCCUGGCUUCCUCCUGACAAUCCUCUGCUGACUCAUUUGCACAAGAUGGCGUCCUCCCAGACUGAAGUGGAACGUGCCAUUGUGACCAUAGUGAAAUGCUUCUUUGACCACGCCGGAGAGGAGGGCAAGAAAGAGACUCUGAGUAUCAGUGAAUUUGUGAGCCUUUCUAGCAAGGAGCUCCCACACCUGAUGAAGGACGUCUCCUUAGAGGAGAAGAUGAAGGAGCUGGAUCUUAAUCUGGACAAUGAGCUGAAGUUUAACGAGUAUUGGCGGCUGAUUGGCGAGCUGAGCAAGCAGAUUAAGAGAGAGAUCAAACCAAAGAAAUAGAGACGUCACCGGGAGGAUGCCGCAGUCGUCCAGGGUGCAGUGCUCACAUGUACAUCCAGUGCACAGUGCUGUCCUUUGUUUCCUAUGACAUUAAAGACUAACCUUAUUAUCCUAUA